AUGUCGGAUAGUUCAUGGCGUUCGGUCUCUGGGAAACUUGCGGCACGGGGGUUUUUGCGUGUCGCAAGGAUAGGCAUUAAAGCUAACCGUGGUGUAGGAUCAGCUAUAGCCCUGAAGCCCACGCAACGUGGCGCCAAGGUCGCCGCACAUUUUCUCAUCGGCAUUAGUCUUGCUGCAGAGGUCAUCCACAAGACCAAGUGCCUGAGAAACGGGCCUGACGUCACUGCCUCUGAGGCAAAUGUUGAAAACGCCGAAGAGAUUGCAAAGUUGAUGGACAGUGCCGUUGCCCACUUCGGUGGUCUCGAGAUAUGUUGCUCCAAUGCUGGCAUGCACUCUUCUGGUCAUUUUACAGGUUCUUCAGCAACCGAUUUCGACCGCAACGCAACAUAA
This is a messenger RNA of Exserohilum turcica Et28A, 390 nucleotides long. RefSeq lists its product as uncharacterized. The record is from RefSeq and is a predicted model, not a curated record. The transcript has 2 exons. Bases 1 to 390 code for a protein of 129 amino acids. Lineage: Eukaryota; Fungi; Ascomycota; Dothideomycetes; Pleosporales; Pleosporaceae.